Molecule: messenger RNA, 1275 nt
Organism: Botrytis fragariae
Lineage: Eukaryota; Fungi; Ascomycota; Leotiomycetes; Helotiales; Sclerotiniaceae
Product: putative mannosylphosphorylation protein
Exons: 7
Coding region: 1-1275 (424 amino acids)
Source: RefSeq, a predicted model, not a curated record
AUGCGCUUUUCGUGGAUCAUCACUUUACCCGGACUGUUGUCCGUUGUGUCGGCGCUGGCAAUUCAAAAACGAGAUGCCGACUUUUACAGUGUGCGCACAAAGUUACACAAGGACAUGAGCGGAAGGAGAGGUGAUCCAAGCGGGAAAUAUUUUCAUGAGAGCGUCUUCCAUCCACAUUACGAUGGCCGAUUCGCAGACAAGCAAUUGGGAUACAGAGAACGCAGACAAGCACUUUCGAACCUCAUUCAAACCUACCUAGCUACUUUUUCAGAUAUUGGAGUGGAAACAUGGCUCAUGCAUGGUACUUUACUCGGCUGGUGGUGGAAUCGUAAGAUUUUACCUUGGGAUUCCGACUCCGAUGUCCAAGUUUCCGAAGCUUCGAUGCACUUUCUAGCCUCUUACUACAACAUGACAGUCUUCCACUACAAAACUCCCCGCAUUCCAGAAGGCCGAGAUUAUAUGCUAGAGAUCAAUCCUCACUAUAUCAAUAGGGAGCAAUCGGACAAAUUGAACGUCAUUGAUGCACGAUGGGUCGAUACUACGAGUGGCUUAUUCAUUGACAUCACAACUGCCAGAUAUAAUUAUACACAUCCUGCCGGAGAGGGAAUGAUGAGCUGCAAGGAUGGUCAUGAAUAUAGGGAUACUUACAUCUUUCCGUUGCGAGACACAUUCUUCGAGGGAGCUCCAGCCAAAAUCCCGUUCGCCUACAAAGAAAUUUUGGAGGCAGAAUAUCAUGAGAAAUCAUUGACUUUGACUGAAUUUGAAGGCCACCACUUCGACGAUGAUAAAAUGGAAUGGAUUCCCGUGAAGCAAGAUAUUCAAGUACCAAUGGAACCACAAAAGGCAGCUCAGCCACCGCCAAAGACGGAUGCACAAAAGGCGGAGGAGGCGAAGCAAGCCGCUGAAAAUGCGAAGAAACUGGAAGAGGCCAAGAAGUUAGCAGAAGCACAAAAAGCUACAGAGGAAGCUAAGGAAAAAGCGAAGCAGAAAGCCGCACAGGAAGCUCAACAAGAUGAUACACCACCCGUAAGCAAACAACCAAUCAAAGAAGAACAGCCAAAAUCACAAUCCCAUGAUGCAUCCGAACCUCCGCCAGCUCAGCGAGCCGUAGAGAAGAAGAUAUUUACCGCAGCUGAGAAAAAGGCCAAUAAAGUACAAAAAGCUGAAGACAAACGUAAACAGGACGAACAAAAAGCCGCCGAUGCGAGACAGAAAAACGAGGAGAAUAUGAAGGGAGAAGUUAAGAAGACCGAAGGUUCCGCGCCGGUCUCCUAA